CUUUGGCCUAAGAAAACCUCUUCUAGGCAGGUGUGGGAGUGUGCUAAGACCACACAGCUGGUCUAGUCUCGAGCCCAAGGCUUCUGCCCAAGGACAAGGAUGCCCAUAAAUAAAGCCAGGCCGUUCUCAACCCCAUUCAUCUCCCACAAUGUUACUGCUCAGCCUAACCCUUAGCCUGGUCUUCCUUGGCUCCUCCUGGGGCUGUGGUGUUCCUGCCAUCACACCUGCGUUGAGCUACAACCAGAGGAUUGUCAAUGGGGAGAACGCCGUGUCGGGCUCCUGGCCCUGGCAGGUGUCUCUGCAGGAAAGCAAUGGCUACCACUUCUGCGGUGGUUCUCUCAUCAGCCAGAACUGGGUAGUCACUGCUGCCCACUGCCAAGUCACUCCUGGGCAACACUUCGUUGUUUUGGGAGAGUAUGACCGGUCUUCCAAUGCCGAGCCUGUGCAAGUGCUGUCCAUCUCGAAGGCCAUUACACACCCUAGCUGGAACCCCACCACCAUGAACAAUGACGUGACCCUCUUGAAGCUGGCCUCACCAGCCCGGUACACACAGCGAAUCUCCCCCGUCUGCCUGGCUUCCUCAAACGAGGCGCUGCCCGCCGGCCUCACCUGUGUCACCACUGGCUGGGGCCGCACCAGCGGUGUGGGCAAUGUGACGCCAGCACGUCUGCAGCAGGUGGUUCUCCCGCUGGUCACUGUGAAUCAGUGUCGGCAGUACUGGGGUUCAAGUAUUACGGACUCCAUGAUAUGUGCAGGUGGCUCAGGCGCCUCCUCGUGCCAGGGCGACUCAGGAGGCCCUCUUGUCUGCCAGAAAGGAAACACCUGGGUGCUUGUUGGGAUCGUCUCCUGGGGCACUCAGAACUGCAAUGUGCAGGCACCGGCCGUGUACGCUCGAGUUAGCAAGUUCAGCGCCUGGAUCAACCAGGUCAUGGCCUAUAACUAACCUGACCACAGGUCCUUUCCCCUCUCAACCCAAUAAAGACACCAGACUCAGUUCUCUC
Messenger RNA from Peromyscus leucopus (white-footed mouse), 1001 nucleotides. RefSeq names its product chymotrypsin like (gene Ctrl). Gene Ontology annotation, molecular function: serine-type endopeptidase activity. Gene Ontology annotation, biological process: proteolysis. NCBI's taxonomy places the organism in Eukaryota, Metazoa, Chordata, Mammalia, Rodentia, Cricetidae. The record is from RefSeq and is a predicted model, not a curated record. The transcript has 7 exons. The coding region runs from base 149 to 943 and encodes 264 amino acids.